Molecule: messenger RNA, 8418 nt
Organism: Anolis carolinensis (green anole)
Lineage: Eukaryota; Metazoa; Chordata; Lepidosauria; Squamata; Anolidae
Gene: ttc17
Product: tetratricopeptide repeat domain 17
Exons: 25
Coding region: 4077-7514 (1145 amino acids)
Biological process (GO): cilium organization; actin filament polymerization
Cellular component (GO): cytoplasm; actin cytoskeleton
Molecular function (GO): protein binding
Source: RefSeq, a predicted model, not a curated record
AUUGGAUACUUAUAUGAAUUUAUUUGGAAGUAAAACUCAUUGAGAAAACCAGCAUGGUGUAAUUAUUUGAAUGUUCUAUUAUUACUCUGGAGACUAGGAUUCAGAUUCAUGUUUGGUCAUGGAAACCCACUUUGGCAAGUCAAAUUUUCUCAGCCUCAGAGAAGGCAAAAACUACCCUCCUCUGAACAAAUCUUGCCAAGAAGAUCCCAUGAUAGGUUUGCAUGAGGGUUGGCAUAGGUCAGGCAAUACUUCUUUGGGGUUGGGUUUGAAUAGACAUGCUUAUGUUUGGAGCUUGGAUAUAUUUCUCAGCUGUCGGCUCCACACAUAAUAUAUGUCAUGUAGUAAGAAAUAAUUUAAUCCUCAUUAUGCACCUCAGAAAAUGAUGGACUCAAAUCUAUGUUUUGAUAUAAAGUACUUACUUACUAAGGUGAUUCCUCGUAGUUCGAGGACAAUGGUCUUCCAUCUCUGGGGUCUUGAGGAUGAGUUCUUAGGUGGCUGAAGAGACCUGUUCUUGAGCUGCAUGUUCUCCCACAGUGAGGACAUCGGUUUCCAGGUGGAAAGCGGUCCCGGUCAGGGUUGGCUUGACGGGCCUUCCUCUUGGCACGUUUCUUCCUUAAGCCCUCCAUUCGUGCCUCUUCGAACUCCGCAGCACUGCUGGUCAUAGCUGACUUCCAAUUAGAGUGCUCAAGGGCUUCCCAGUUGUCAGUGUCUAUGCCACAGUUUUUAAGGUUGGCUUUAAGCCCAUCUUUAAAUCUCUUUUCCUGCCCACCAACAUUAUAUUUUCCCGUUCUUGAGUUGGGAGUAGAGUAACUGCGUUGGGAGAUGGUGAUCGGGCAUUCGGACAACGUGGCCAGUCCAGCGGUGGUCUUUGCUUCUUCCAGCAUGCUGACAUUUGUCCGCCGUUCUUCCCAAGAGAUUUGCAGGAUUUUUCUGAGGCAAUGCUGAUGGAAUCGUUCCAGGAGUUGAGUGUGACGUCUGUAGACCGUCCAUGUUUCGCAGGCGUAGAGCAGAGUUGGGAGGACAAUGGCUUUAUAAACGAGCACCUUGGUGUCUCUACGGAUAUCCCAAUCAUCAAACACUCUCUGCUUCAUUCAGAAAAAUGCUGCAGAGCUCAGGCAAUGUUGUAUUUUGGUGUCAAUGUUGACUUUUGUGGAGAGGUAGCUGCCAAGGUAGCAGAAAUGGUCAACGUUUUCUAAUGUGACACCAUUAAGCUGUAUUCCUGGCAUUGCAGAGGGAGUAGCUGGUGCCUGUUGGAAGAGCACUUUGGUUUUCUCGAUGUUCAGUGAGAGGCCGAGCUUCUUGUAUGCUUCUGCAAAGGUGUUUAGAGUGGCUUGUAGGUCUUCUUCUGAAUGCGCACAGACUACGUUGUCAUCAGCAUAUUGGAGUUCUAUAAUAGAUGUUGUGGUGGCCUUGGUUUUGGCUUUCAGUCUGCUGAGGUUAAAUAGCUUGCCAUCUGUCCGAUAGAUGAUUUCCACUCCAGUGGGAAGCUUCCCAUCAACAAGGUGAAGUAGCAUAGCGAUGAAGAUGGAAAAUAAGGUAGGGGCAAUAACACAUCCCUGCUUGACACCCGAUUCCACCUUAAAUGGGUCACUUUGGGAACCAUUGCUGUCCAAGACUGUUGCCAUCAUGUCAUCAUGGAGGAGCCGCAGGAUGUUCACAAAUUUGUCAGGGUACCCGAUUUUUUUGGAGUAUGGUCCAGAGUACACUGGCAUAUUCAUUAUGCCUUUCAGGAGAAGCAAUUUGCUGACAUUUAGCAAAGUUGAUCUAACUUAUCGCUUACAAUAUCUUAACAACUAUAUUAAUGAUUAACAUACCUCCUCACUGUGAAAUUUUAAUCUUAAUAAUGUUACACCCUAUUGAUAAAUUUACUGGUACUGAAAACCUUAGAGGGAGUGUCAUUAUAUAGACAGAAAAAUGUGGGAAGAGGGACUUUAUUUUUCAAAGCACAAAACUCUACAUUUAAUCGUUUUGGUAUAUUCUAUAUUUUGAUUCAAUCUCUUACACACUUCUGAAAGUUAAUUCAUAUUUUAAUUUAUAAUUCAAAUCAGAUGCCCUUUUACUUUGUGUUUUUAGCUGUUUGUUUGCUAGCCUAAGCAAAAAUGUAAUGGUCUUAAUGGUUUCCAGUUUUGCAGAAAGCGAAUUUUGGUUUUAGUAUUUCAAGUAAUGGUCACUUUGUACUAAGCCAGCUGUAUGAUGAUGAUCAUAGAUAUGAGCUGAGAAAGAACAUUCUUGUGAGAUAGGCCAGCUUGUAAGUGGGGCAGAAAUGUAAAUUGUCAAACAUAGAGCUAACAACUUACCUUUCUCCAUAAACAGCAUUUCAGUGGAAUUAUUUUGUUUCUGCCAUAAUUUGCAUUGCUUGCACAUGCUUCUGUGCAUUCGUGUGUGCAUCCAUUUGGCAAAUAAUUGUUUUUUGAAGUCUUGAAGAAUUUUUAGGCCCUUCCAUUCCUUAAACGUCUUACUGCUGUACUCUGAGUAGUAAAUGACUAAAUAUUUUACUGUCUCCUUAAAUGAAUUCUUGAUAAGCUCAUUUUUAAAAGUUGGAUCCUUUAUUAAGUCUUCAUCUUAGCAAGCAAAGUACAUUUUUCCGUAGAAUUUUGUUAGAUGGUAUGGGCUAUAACAUCUUAAAUAGUGUUGUCUCUGUGGUGGAAGUAGCUGCUAAAUCUACAGAGUUGCUCACAAUAUUGCAAUUUAAAUCUAUAAUAUAUAAAUAUUAAAAUAGAAUUAAACAUACAAAUCAGUUUAAAACACUUGAAAUGCCUAAAAACAGUUAAAAUACCCUACACACACCUCGGUUCACUCUUUCUCACUUUCUUGUUUAAAUGCCUGCCUAAAUAAAUAAAAAAUACCUUAUUUAUUGUAUCUUUGAAAGUCAUUUAGUUUAAUCCCCCAUUUCAAAAAAAUCAUUAAAGACAUAUUUUACUUUACUUGACAUCAAAUGAUCAGUUCUGAUCUGAACAUUAAUAAUUGUGAUUAGUAUUUAAGGCCCAGUUGAGACAUAGAAUUCCUGAUUUGUUAAGACAUUUUUAACAAAUGGAGCAAGCAUUACUUUCAUUCCCUUACGUGCACAUCUUUGCAUAUUAUUUGUGAUUAACUUAAAUUGCAGCUUCAUCUAAAAUGGGGAACUAUGAUUUAAUGUUACUUUAACAACCAGAUUCUUAAACUAUGUUCAAACUGUUUUAAGAUCCUGUUCAGUAAAUGCACUCUGAAUUGUAAUUAAUUUUUUACCAUGAGGUAAGGACCUACCGUAUUUUUCGCUUUAUAAGACGCACUUUUUCCCCCCCAAAAUAGAGGGGAAAAGUCAGUGCGUCUUAUAAACGCAAUAUGACCUCACGUGGGCGGAGCUAGAGGGAUUGUGUGGUUACCUGGGUGACCUGGGGAGCGCGAUCUCGCUGCUGCCGCUGACAGUGUUGAAGAGCAGCAGCAGCGCGAUCCUGCUCCCCGGCCACCACUGUCACCACACGCCAACCUCUCCCCGCAGAACAGAACAGCAGGUCCGCAAUGCCGCCGCGCCUCACGAACACUAGAGGAGCCCGGCUGUCAUACACGGCCAGGCCCCUGUAGUAGCUGCCGGCAGUGAUAACCCUUUAGACGCCGCUGUCUGUACGUCCCUUUCAGAGGCCCCUACGUCACGGCCCUCUGAAAGCAGGCUGCGCGAAUGAGUCGGAGCCGCCCGCAACACAAAAUUUGGGGCAAUGGGUCCAGCAUGAAAGGCGCGCCGGGCGGCCCGAAAGAGCGGCCCGGAGGAGGAGAAGGACGAGGCAGGAGGGCCAGAGGAGCCCGAGGAGGAGGCACCGCGCCCGCCAUCGGGCCCGCCCGGAGCCUGCUCUCCCAGGCGGCGGCGAGGAGGAGGAAGAGGCGGGCGCCCUCCGCGUGGCCAAGAUGAUGGUGCACUGCGCCGGCUGCGAGCGGCCCAUCCUCGACCGCUUUCUCCUCAACGUCCUCGACCGGGCCUGGCACAUCAAGUGCGUCCAGUGCUGCGAGUGCAAGUGCAACCUCACCGAGAAGUGCUUCUCCCGCGAAGGGAAGCUCUACUGGAAGAAUGACUUUCCUCCUCUGAAAACUAGGUUGAUUCACCAAUGAACUUGAAGCAUCCUCAUGAUUUAGUGAUACUAAUGAGACAAGAAACAACUGUUAACUACCUCAAAGAGCUGGAGAAACAAUUGGUUGCUCAAAAGAUCCAUAUAGAAGAAAAUGAGGAUCGAGAUACAGGACUUGAACAAAGACAUAAUAAAGAAGAUCCAGACUGCAUUAAAGCGAAGGUGCCCUUGGGGGACUUGGAUCUCUAUGAUGGCACAUAUAUUACCUUAGAAAGCAAAGAUAUCAGCCCUGAAGACCAUAUAGACAGAAAGUCUUCUUUACCUCCAGACCUGGAACAGCCAGAAUGUACAAAAAUUCUAGAUCUUCCAUAUAGUAUUCAUGCUUUCCAACACUUAAGAGGUAUUCAAGAAAGAGUUAAUCUUUCAGCACCCUUGUUACCUAAAGAGGACCCCAUAUUGACUUACUUAUCCAGACGGUUAGGAAGAAACAUAGAAGAGAUUGGUCAUCGCAUUUAUGAAGGCCUCAUGAAGAAUUCUUCUUCCUGGGUAUUAUAUAAUAUGGCUUCUUUUUAUUGGCGAAUAAAGAAUGAGCCACAUCAAGUUGUGGAGUGUGCCAUGCGGGCUCUACAUUUUUCUAGCAGACACAAUAAAGAUAUUGCACUGAUAAACUUGGCGAAUGUGUUACACAGAGCACACUUCUCUGCUGAUGCAGCAAUUGUAGUUCACGCAGCUCUGGAUUACAGUGAUGUCUUCACCAGCUAUUACACUUUAGGAAACAUAUAUGCAAUGCUUGGGGAAUACAACCACUCAGUACUGUGUUAUGAUCAUGCUUUACAGGCCAAACCAGGCUUUGAGCAAGCAAUUAAAAGAAAGCAUGCGGUUCUUUGCCAGCAAAAGCUUGAGCAGAAACUGGAGGCUCAGCAUAGAUCACUUCAACGAACAUUGAAUGAACUGAAGGAAUAUCAGAAGCAGCAUGACCAUUAUUUGAGGCAACAAGAGAUCUUAGAAAAGCACAAGCUGAUUCAGGAAGAGCAAAUCCUGAGGAACAUUAUCCAUGAGACACAAAUGGCAAAAGAGGCACAACUAGGGAACCACCAGAUUUGUCGCCUGGGAAAUCAGCAGCACAGUUUGCAUUGCCAGUGGGACCAACCUGUUCGUUAUCAUCGCGGUGAUAUGUUUGAAAAUGUUGAAUAUGUCGAGUUUGGUGGUGAUGUCUCCAUUUCCAGUAUGACGACCAUGCAUUCUGAGCUUCUUGCCAACCACAGUGACUUUAGCCACUCUUUGGAGUCUUCCCCUUUGGUCCAUUCUGUCUUCUCAUUAUGGGGCUUGGAAUCUAAUGCUUACAGGCAGAACAUUAUGUGGCCUAAAAGAUCUGAUUGUGUACAAUCCUAUCCAGUUAUUCCUUCCCCAGAGGAACUACCAACCUAUUUCUUGCAUCCAGAAAACAGGGGACAAAGGGCCCAUUCCAUACUUAACAACCCAGGGGAGAGUCAUGCACAAACAGACGUCUAUGAGCCAGAUUGUUCUUCUAUUACUGAUGUGCAAAACAGUGAUUCGACAUAUUUGUUGACCAAAGAACUAGGCAGUCGUCUAGAUCUGGAUGUAAAGAUGCCUGAUGAUCAUGCAAAACAAAUAUUAUACUCUCGUAUGAACAAUCAGUCAGUCACGCAGCAACAAAUAGGAUCAUUCAUCCAUCAUGCUAUUGUAAAGGCAAGGGAACCUUUAUGGCUGGUGCUCAAUGAGGCUGGCCUUUACUGGCGUGCAUUUGGAAAUGGCACCUUUGCCUUCAGUUGCUUACGAAAAGCUUUUAACUUGACCCCACACGAAUUCCAAGAUAUUCCUUUAGUUAAUCUAGCAAAUCUUCUUAUUCAUUAUGGUCUUCAUCUGGAUGCCAGCAAGCUUCUACGGAAAGCUUUGGCUAUCAAUGGCUCUGAGCCCCUGACUUUCUUGAGCUUAGGUAAUGCCUAUUUGGCUCUGAAGAAUGUCAGUGGGGCAUUACAGGCUUUCAGGCAUGCCCUGGAUAUCGCUACAAAAUGUUUGGAAUGUGAGAAGAGCCUGAAACUGAUCCGCUGUUUGCAGUUCUAUCCAUUCUUGUACAACACCACUUCUUCCUCCUGCAGUGGCCACUGUCACGAAAAGAUUCAAGAUAACAGCCAUACCAAACAGAAGUACUUUGACAUGCAGGAUUCUGAUAUUGUAUUGAUGGAAGAAAAUCUUGAGUCAUCUCCAGAUGAUUCAACAGAUCUCAUUCACAGCUCCACAAGAGAGUCAUCUCCUUUGACCUUAGAGAGCACUCUAAUUGCUGAAAGCAAUGGCUCAGAAGAGGUAGAAAGUUUGGGAGAUGCUCAGAUGUCUGAAGAGAUGCUAGCCUUAGUAGAUGAGUUUGAGAACUCUUGGCCCCUUGAAGGCUUUGAAGGGGCCCUCGAAGUUAAAGGGCAUCGAAUGGACCUGCAAGGAAUCCGUGUCCUCAAGAAAGGUUCUCCAGAUGGACUAGCUAGCUCCUGUUUUGGAGAUUGUGGAGAUGAUGAUGAUGAUGAUGAAACUGAGUGGAUCACAUUCCAAGUAAAACGUGUAAAGAAACCCAAAAUGGGAAGUGUAGAUCUACAGGAGCCUGCAGGAAGAAAUGGAGAGGAAGGACUGAAUGGAGAAAAUGACAAUGUUUACCAAAUGGCACUGGAGAUCAGUGGGCCAAAAAUACCUUCUCCUGGGCCACCAGGAAAAAGGAGAGACUAUCUCAGCCUGGGCUGGCCAAGUCCUGAUGAGUGCCUAAAACUCCGCAGAGUAGAGCUUACUACAGUAGCCAGCACAUGGCUAGCUGUUUCUGCUAAAAAUAUUGAUAUAACAGAGCACAUAGAUUUUGCCACUCAGCUUCAAGAACCAGCCAUGGAGCCUCUCUGCAAUGCCAAUCUGCCUGCGAGCAUGCACACCCUGGAUCACCUACAGGGUGUUGCCAAUCGAGCCAGUCUUCAUUACUUGGGAGAGAGUCAGCUAAAAGAGGUACUGCAGAAUCUGGGAAAAGACCAUUAUCCGCCACAGUCCUUAGAACAAGUUGGAACUCGAAUAGCCAAAGUUCUAGAAAAGAAUCAAACCUCGUGGGUCCUCUCCAGCAUGGCAGCGCUCUACUGGAGGGUAAAAGGUCAAGGAAAGAAAGCAAUUGACUGCCUCCGGCAGGCCUUACAUCAUACGCCAUACCACAUGAAGGAUGUGCCACUCAUAAGCCUAGCAAACAUCUUCCACAAUGCAAAGCUUUGGAAUGAUGCCAUCGUUGUGGCUACAAUGGCAGUAGAAAUCGCUCCACACUUUGUUGUCAAUCAUUUCACAUUGGCCAAUGUCUAUGUAGCAAUGGAGGAAUUCGAGAAGGCCAUGAGAUGGUAUGAAUCAACAUUGAAACUCCAGCCUGAAUUUGCACCAGCAAAGAAUCGAAUUCGUGCCAUUCAGUGUCAUUUACUCAUGAAAAAGGAGAGACGUUCGCCUUGAAAUCACAGUCUUCCGCCCUUUUUCUUGUAUUUGUUUUUUUUUUAAAACAACGAAAUCAUUGUUCACUAUUAUGCUUGUAAUGAGGUGUGCUAACACAAAUUCAGAAUCUGGGUCUUCAACUAAGAUUUGGGGAUUGUUGUUUUUUUCAUAAAGCUACACAUCUUUUUUUUUGGGGGGGGGAGGCUUUAGUAAGAACAAGCUCUUACCAAACAUCUGUAUGAUUAGAUAUCGAGCCCAAAAAUCUUCACAUUCCUGUGACCCAAUGUUUUCCAUCAUUCUCCAUUUGACGCCAGUGUAGACUGUAACCUGCUUCUUGUCUUAGCAUAUCUAUGAAAAUGCAAAGCACAUCAUUGCAGCAGACACUGUACGUAGCAAGAAGCCAUAAUUAGCUUUUCAUCCAUCAGGAAAACAUGUUCUUUCCCCUCACCCAGUCCAUAUUACAGCAUUACCAGCUCAGAGAUAGAUGUGAGAUAAGAAAGCAAGUGGUGGCAAGCCAUUUUUAAUGUGUUUAAGAACACAAAGCCUUUUUAUUGACUGUUGUUUUAUGGGGAAGAAACAGAAUCAUAUUCAGUGUGAAAUGGUAUUUUUGUUACAAAAAGAAAAGGGAAACAAAAGAAUCAAAGGGUUUUUAAAAAAAAUAUCAAUAUAUAUUUGAAGCCCUGGGCAGCCUUUAGCCUCUCUUUAUGAAUAAUAUGUUUUACCAAUUGCGUUUAAGGUGCAAAUGUUACAAGCAUGUGUAAACAUGCUUUUCUUCUCUGUGUGUCUCUGAAAGCUAGAGAAAGUCAGAGAAGCCAAGUGGUCUGUUUUCAAAUCAGCAUCCACCUGGGUCAGUAAAGGAUCUCAACUGAAUCAACAAAGGCACAGAACUUGGAACAAAAAUAAACAAUUAUGUUAAUGAACAGAA